GUUAAUACUUUCACUUGAAAGAUAUAUAAGGUAUCUAAAAUUCUAAAUUGAUUAAUUUAAAAAAAAAUUAUUUCAAAACAAAUGCAGUAAGAAACAAGAAGAGUUUUUGUCUGUUAACAGAUUACGUGCUCUGAAGCUCAGUUUUGCAUUCUAUUUCUAAUUUUCUAUAAUAACAAUAACACCCACCCCCCCAAAAAAAAAAAAAAAAUUCGGACCUUCUGAUCUAUUUCUCCGAUCAUAUCACUUGUUAGAACCCUAAGCUUCAUCCCCAUCUAAUUCUUUCCAAAACCCCAUGUCUCCCGACAAACCACGCCAGCGGCAAAUGCUGGACUCCAUGUAUUCCAUGAUCGCUCUCGUCUUCAUUAUCGUCGCCUGCGUCCAGCUCUGUGACACAGCCACCGUCGUCGACGUCAAUCGUCUCAUUCAGUAUGAUAUCUCCGGCGUCCCCUUUGGGUCUCGCCUCGCCACCCUCAAUCAUCACGCCGGUUCCUUGCAUUUCACUCCCGGUGCCGAUCUUUCGCGUACUGUCGUUAUCAUCCCUAUUCGCAAACACAACAUUACUUUUGUUAAAGGUGAUCUUUUCCAGUUAUAUUACUCAAGAAAGCCUUUUGGAGGAUUGCUGUUUUUGCUUCCUCGAAUAUUCAAUUUUGAAGAUAGAGGUGCCACGGGGAGUGAGGAUCAAGUGUAUGACAAAGGGCUGAUGAAGACUGUCUUGGCUGAGCUUGAACGAUUACUUAUACAUGCCAACAUACCUUAUCCUGUGUAUUUUGCUUUUGAGAAUGAUGAUAUUGGUGCUGUGUUGGCUGAUGUCAAGAGGAAUGAUGCAACUGGUCAACCUGCUACUGCAACUAGUGGCGGAUACAAGCUUGUUGUCUCAGCACGAAAGAGAAUUGCAUCUCCUAUCAUUGCAAACAUUCAGGGAUGGUUACCAGGCUUGAAAGCAGAUGGAGAUCCAAAUCAACUUCCAACCAUUGCUAUUGUUGCAUCAUAUGAUACAUUUGGGACAGGCAACUCAUAUGAUACCCAUCAGCUGCAGUUUGUAUCAGCCCUAAAUGUUAAUCAUCUUUUAUAGGUUUCUACCUUCUUUGCCUUUCCUAUUAACAUAAAUGCUUAUAACUACUUUUUGUUUAUUGUAGUCCACUUAUGUUUCUUGUUUCAUCUCCUGCAGUGGCUUCGGAGCUUUGAUCAACGCCUAUGUGAGAGCAUUGAUUAUGCUAUUUGCUUAAAUAGCAUUGGCUCAUGGGAUAAUGAAUUGUGGAUUCAUGUGUCUAAGCCUCCAGAAAAUGCCUAUAUUAAGCAAAUUUUUGAAGGUUUUUCUAAUGUAGCAAAAGAGUUGGGGCUCGAAGUUAGUCUGAAACACAAGAAAAUCAAUAUUUCAAAUCCUAGAGUAGCUUGGGAGCAUGAACAAUUUUCAAGGCUGAGGAUCACUGCUGCCACACUUUCUGAGCUCUCUGCGGCUCCUAAAAUAUUAGAAAGCACUGGAGGUCUUUCAGAUAUCAGAUAUUUUGUAAAUGAUACAGCAAUUGCCAGAAGUAUUAAUUUAGUUGCUGAGAGUAUUGCGAGGCAUAUCUACAGUCAUCAAGGGGAGAACAUAAAAGUCUUUGCAGAUGACAGUAGUUUGUCUGUAAAUCCUUCUUACAUAAGGUCAUGGUUGGAUCUUUUGUCUAGAACACCUCGAGUGGCACCGUUUCUUUCAAAAAAUGACCCAUUUGUGAUGGCAUUGAAGAAGGAACUAGAAGAUCAUGCCCAUGAAAUAAAUGUACAAAUUGAAGUCCUUGAUGGGAUGUUCACAUUCUAUGACUCAACUAAAGCUAAGCUAAACAUAUAUCAGGUUGCUAGUGUAACAUUUGAUUUGCUGUUGCUUCGGGUGCUGGGAUCAUAUUUGAUAGUGCUAUUUAGUUUUCUCAUCAUCACAACUAGGGGUCUUGAUGAUCUUAUAAGCUUAUUCCGACGGCCUCCCUCUCGUAAGGUGAAAACAGCUUGAUGAUUGAAGCUGGAUUUGGGCAUUGAAGAAUGUCUUGUUGAAGAUCAUCUCUUGUAGCUUGGAAUUUUACACUUCUGGGAGGACUUCGUUGGGGAUCGCUAGCAAUGUGUUGUCGAUUAGUUCAAAACCACGGGGAUCAUUUUAUUUUUGGUCCUAGGAAGAUAUUUGUAGUUUAUUUGCCAAAAUGAGAACUAUUGACAUAGCUGCUAGAAAAAUUUUGUUAAGAUACAAUUUCAAGCCAAAAUACCAUUGCCAGCAUUUUUGUGAAGGAUCACAAACAAUAUUGGGAUUAUGUGAUGCUUGCUUUGUGCA
This is a messenger RNA of Hevea brasiliensis (rubber tree), 2296 nucleotides long. RefSeq lists its product as uncharacterized. NCBI's taxonomy places the organism in Eukaryota, Viridiplantae, Streptophyta, Magnoliopsida, Malpighiales, Euphorbiaceae. Gene Ontology annotation, biological process: regulation of signal transduction. The record is from RefSeq and is a predicted model, not a curated record. Gene Ontology annotation, cellular component: endoplasmic reticulum membrane.